AUGGAUAAAUGGUUAACCAGUAGUAAUGCAACUAAAGUCAUUAAAACAUCUUUAAAUUUGGUCCCGGAAGAAAGUGUAGAUGACCCUGAACCAUUUACAGUUGCCAGCACCAGAAGUAAUGCAACUAAAGUUAUUAAAAAAUCAUUAAAUUUAGUUGAUGAAUAUGUAGAUAACAAAGUAAAAAUUACAGUUUCAAGUGGUAAUACAACUAGUAGUUCGAAGAUUCAAUGA
This is a messenger RNA of Macrosiphum euphorbiae (potato aphid), 231 nucleotides long. NCBI's taxonomy places the organism in Eukaryota, Metazoa, Arthropoda, Insecta, Hemiptera, Aphididae. The record is from the annotation of a GenBank genome assembly.